AGGGCGGCCCACGCUCAUGUAGGAAGCAGGCGCCCAAGCGCAGCUGCUGCCCUGCUGGAAGUCUCUCGGUCCCUCUGUGACCCGCGGCUCUGCCUGGCAGCGGAUGCUGCAGCUACGCUAUCCACCGGCGCAGCGAGAAGGGGGCGGGAAGAAGCCGUGGCACAUGCCAGGGUCGCCGUAGGUGGCAGCGGCCGGCGCAUGCGCGCCCUCUCCCAGAAGCCUGUAACGCUAAGGGGCGCGCGCCCCCACCCGCGCGCGCACGCUUGCGCUAGCCAAGGCUUCCCCGCCUGCGCUCGUUGUCAGAGCCGCUCCGGCGCGUGCGCGCGCUAUCUCCGGCCGACCCGAGUAGCCGGGUUCCCUCUGCUCCAGGCCCCCGCCCCACACCACCCCCUCCCAGCCCCCAGCCAGCCGGUCCCCUUCCUCUCCUCGCGGAAUGGGGCCGGUGCUGCUCGGGGUCGCGCGCCCGGGACCCGGCUCGCGCUCGGUCUCGCGCUGUCAGCGACUGCCCCGCUCGCGCCGCCUCGCGCUCUCGCUCAGUCAGUGGCGCCGAAGGCUCCGUUAAGCAGCGGCGGCGGCGGCGGUUCCUGUUUCCGUUUCUUCCUCUCCUUUCAGUCGGGAGUAGCAUCCUCCACCCAGCCACCCCUCCCACUCCCCAACGGGGCAGCUGCGGCUGAGGGCUGUGGCGGCGGCGGCGGCGGCGGCAACUGGGGACGGCGGAGACCGCCUCUGCUCCCGCCUCGGUAAUACAAAACCCAAUUACUUGCAGAACUGGUUCAGCUUACUUAAAUGUCAGAUAUGUUUUUAGUCCUCUUCGUAAGUGUUUAGAAGUUACUAGUGUUUAUACAAAAUGAAGCUAUUAAUACUUUUCUACAGCACUAACUACACACCAGGAAGGCC
Mustela lutreola (European mink) is the source of this 897-nucleotide messenger RNA. Its product is annotated as homeobox even-skipped homolog protein 2-like. The record is from RefSeq and is a predicted model, not a curated record. Lineage: Eukaryota; Metazoa; Chordata; Mammalia; Carnivora; Mustelidae. The transcript is spliced from 2 exons. The coding region runs from base 199 to 744 and encodes 181 amino acids.